AUGUCUGUAAGCCCAUCAAUCACGUCGGUUUCCUUUGAACAACAUGCCACAGGACUAGGCAUCGGAAUCCCCAGCCCUCGCAUCUCGUGGAAGUUCGCCGCCACCGAACACACCGUCCCUGAUUGGGAACAGAAAUCAUAUGAAAUCGAGAUUCAGCGUGGUAGUUCAAGUCCAGAAUCAUACCAUGUCAAUGCAUCAAAGUCCGUUCUUGUGCCCUGGCCGAGUCAGCCUCUCGUUUCCCGCGAAUCAGCCCAGGUCCGUGUUCGAUCCCACGGCGGUCCAAGCAGUGAGCCAACAGAAUGGUCGAGCUGGACAAGUGUGGAGUGUGGCUUGCUGAGUCCUCAGGACUGGACUGCGCGUGCGAUCACUAGUCCUGCCAAGCAGGCCGAAGGACCUUUACGUCCCCUUCGCUUGCGGAAGACAUUCAAGCUUUCUGCAACUGCUUUGCAAGAUGCCCGUCUCUAUAUAACCAGCCUGGGCGUCUUCCAAGCUUAUAUUAAUGGUAUCCCGGUUGGUGAUCAUUGCAUGGCACCGGGGUGGACGAGCUACCACCACCGACUGAACUAUGAGGUCUUUGAUGUAGCAUCGUUGUUGCGGGCGAAUGAAGAAAAUGUCAUCGCAGUCGAACUUGCCGAAGGCUGGUAUGCUACACGAUUGGGGUUCCUUGGUGGUCAGCGAUUUAUUUAUGGUGAUGAAAUGGCAUUGAUCGCCCAGCUAGAGAUCAAUUCUGUGCAGGACAAGGUGUCUGUUGUCUCCGAUGCGUCGUGGAAGUGCCACGCAUCGGCACUCAUCACCAGUGAGAUUUAUGAUGGAGAGGUCUAUGAUGCUCGCGAAGACCAGAAAGGAUGGAAUACUCUUUCGUUCGAUCAGGAAUCUUCUUGGGAUGCCGUUCGUGAGACUGAAUUCCCCAAGACGGAAUUUGUGGCACCCAAUGCGCCCCCAGUGAGAGUUACGCAGACCGUGAAGCCUAUAGAAAUUAUCACAACGCCUUCUGGAAAGAAGAUUGUCGACUUUGGUCAAAAUCUCGUAGGUCGGGUCCGCAUUCCUUCUCUUGUCAACCCUACCGGCCACACCGUGACUCUUAUUCAUGCCGAAGUCCUCGAGAAUCAAGAACUCGGCAUUCGUCCACUUCGCAUUGCCAAGUGUACCGAUACUAUCAUCUCUGCUGGUAGCGAGAUAUUUGACUGGUCACCACGCUUCACCUUCCAUGGCUUCCGAUACGUCCAGAUCGACGGCUGGACUCCUACUCUCGAAAAUCUUGUUGCAGAAGUAAUGCACACAGAUCUCCAUCGAACAGGCUGGUUUAACUGCUCACACGAAAUGAUCAAUAAACUCCACGAAAAUGCUACCUGGAGCAUGCGCGGAAACUUCCUCUCCCUUCCCACUGACUGUCCUCAGCGGGAUGAGCGUCUAGGCUGGACAGGUGAUAUCCAAGUCUUCGGACCCUCCGCCAGCUUUCUAUACAACACAGCCGGCAUGCUCGGCGACUGGCUCAAAGACCUCUCAGCAGAACAACUAGCCCAUGACCACGGAAUUCCACCCUUCGUCAUCCCAAACGUAAUCCCGGAAGCCCUCUGGCCUACAUUCCCUCAAGCCGUCUGGGACGAUGUCACAGUCCUUCUCCCAUGGACCCUCUACCAAAGCUACGGAGACACAGAAUUCCUCCGCCGCCAGUAUCCCAGCAUGAAAGCCUGGGUCGACGUCGGCAUCCUCCGCGGCCCAGACAACCUCUGGGAAGACACCAUCUUCCAGCUAGCAGACUGGCUCGAUCCCACCGCACCCCCCGAUAACCCGGGUAACUCACGUACAGAUGGAACACUCGUCGCAGACGCAUAUCUCGUCCAUGUCACACGCACUCUCGCAUCAAUCAGCAAAAUCAUUGACGAAAAAUACGACGCUGAACGUUACGAAGCGGAUUACCAUACACUCAAAUCCCGCUUUCAGGCUAAAUACGUCUCCUCUACCGGCCUUCUCGUCGGCGAUACCCAAACUGCCCUCGCACUGGCCAUCGUCUUCGACCUUAUAGAUGACCCUGCUCAGCUUGCAACGGCAGGAGAACGUCUCGCGCGUUUAGUUCGGAAAUCCAGAUUCCAGGUCUCGACCGGUUUCGCGGGUACACCUAUUAUCACGCACGCUCUUACAAAGGCGGGAUAUCCUCAGCUUGCAUACAGGAUGCUUCAGGAGAAAUCCUGUCCGUCAUGGAUGUACCCCAUUACCAUGGGCUCGACGACAAUCUGGGAGCGGUGGGAUAGUAUGCGUCCGGAUGGAAGUAUCAAUCCGGGUGAAAUGACAAGUUUCAAUCAUUAUGCGCUUGGGUCAAUUAUCAAUUGGCUGCAUGCUACCGUUGCGGGUGUUAGUCCACUUGAGCCUGGGUGGAGAGAAGUUCUUGUCAAGCCUGUUCCUGGGGGCACUAUUACCUCUGCUGAAGUUUUUUAUGAGACAGCUUAUGGAAAGUUGGAGUGUUCAUGGGUUCUAGCCGACCAGUGCUUCAAGUUACAGCUUGUUAUUCCGCCAAAUUCCAGGGCGAAAGUUGUUCUUCCUGGUGAUAAGGAUGAGAAGUUGAUUGGAUCUGGGCGGUAUACGUUUGAGACAAAGUUCGAUAGUCAAGUUGGAUGGCCACCGAAGGCACUUGUUCCUCCUAUGUUCCACCCCGAGGACUCAUUUGUCUGA
Penicillium pulvis is the source of this 2670-nucleotide messenger RNA. RefSeq names its product glycoside hydrolase family 78 protein. Gene Ontology annotation, biological process: carbohydrate metabolic process. The transcript has a single exon. NCBI's taxonomy places the organism in Eukaryota, Fungi, Ascomycota, Eurotiomycetes, Eurotiales, Aspergillaceae. Bases 1 to 2670 code for a protein of 889 amino acids. The record is from RefSeq and is a predicted model, not a curated record.